GGACUGUGGGCAGCCUUGUCUCCCUGCUCGUCCUGUGCCAGCCCUCGAUGAGACGCCAGAGCACGAUGUUUUAUCUGUCUAUGCUGGCCGUGGGGGACCUUAUGGUGCUCUACACAGGGCUUGUCAGACUGUGGCUUGAAGAGACCCAGGACAUUUACCUUCGCCUUACCUCUAGCCUGGCCUGUCGAGCUCACACUUUCUUUGUAUACCUGUCCCUGGACUUCUCAGAUUCAUCCAAAAGGUGUGGCCUUGGAUCGACUUGUGUGUGUACUUCCUGAUUCCCUUUGUCCUCAUUCUGGCCUGUAACGUCAUCAUAAUCCGUCAACUGGUGAGGUCGGACAGGAAGAUGGCAGAUCACCGACGGAGGUCUGGGAGAUCAAAGGUCAUGGACGACGUUCCCCAGAAAGGGUCAAAGACAGGUCAAAGUAAAACUAGGUCACCGAAGGCUCGCUGUAAUUCCAGAGUGUCAGAUUUCGACCUGAACAGAGCUAUGUCUGGCGUGAGUGAAAGUAACAAUUGCUGUCAGGCUGAGAGGGUUGUCAGGUCUGUAGUUGAAAAGCACCGAACUGAUCAUGACAAGGGCCAAAUUAAUCAAGUAAAGGACUCAAUUAAUUACAGAAAGGACUUAUCUGAUCUUGAACAGGACAUAACCAAUAAUGAAAAUGACUUGGCUGACAAUAAAAAGGGUCUACCUAAUCACGAAGAGGGCACAGUUAAUCACGAAAACGACGUAUUUGAACACCAAAAGGACUUAACUAAUCCUGGACCAUCAGUUUUGUUGGAGAGUGGCAAACUGUCAGAUGUGACACCUUUAGAAUCCACAAUCCAGAAGCAGCUAAGACGAGAGAGCGAUGACGGAGUCACGGCAUCUGUCACUGACAUGCCAGUGGACAUAACCUGUCGUGGAGCUGCUGUGCUGAGCAGCAAAGACUCACACUGUACUACAUCAAAGAACAGUGUUGCGGACAGUUGUGUAGGGUUGGAGAAUUUCUCUUCGCAGAACGAGUUAGAGGUGUGGGGUGUGGAUGAUGGCUCCCAGACUUCACCAGAAAAUGAGGGCAAGCUUGAUAGUACUCACGAAAGGAAAGUUCAAGGUCUGGUUGUGACUCCAUUUUCGGCUUUGUAUUUGUCUUCGUCGUUAAGUCCUGUGGGUGUAGACUGCCUCACACCAACAGAUACAGAGCCUGGUAGAAUAAGUCUAGGAGUAGGGAAGAGUAUGAUAGAUAAGUCGAUUUCAGAUGUGUGGGAGAGUUAUGUCCUUGAUGAGAAGAAAUAUGGCUGCUCAGCAGGGGAAGAGAUAGUAGUAUCGGACCACGUUUGCAGCCACGGCAAAGACUCGAUAAAUCUCAAGAGAAACGGUUACAAGAAAGUGUUUGUUCCCCCUUCUCAAACUGUGACGUCAACUAGUGGGAGGGGGAGGCAAGUGUUUACUAUUGAGAACACACUCCGAGGAUUUUUCACGAAGACGACGCGAGAGAGAAAAGACAGUGAGAAACAGUUUAUCGACGAUGUGGAAGAGGAGGAGGAGGAGGAGGGCGAAGAGGUGGAGGAGGAGGAGGAGAAUCCCAGAAACGAAGACGCAGGGCCUACAGAACAGGUGGAUUUCCAAGUGCUAGAACAGAGAAUUGACACUCCGGUGCAAGAGAGCGUGACGAUGACGAAGUCUCCUCAUCAUGGCUCGAGACGGAGAUCUCACAGCGCCAAAGUCUGGCCACAGGAAGAAACCAAAGACCCUUCCUUCUUCGAAGACACUCAUAAUGAAGCGUCUUGCUCUCCGGUUAGUAUGAUAAAACUUUCAUUACAAAAUAAUUCGGCACAUCUAGAACAACCUGGUGAUUCCAAACAAACUUCUCCCGCCUGGAGAAGCCCAAAAACGGCUCAAAAUCCGGAAACCUCCACCAACUGGGAUGAAAAUGAAAGGGAUGGUUUUACAAAGUAUGCCAUGAAAACUCUGAAACAGCAAACGCGUAUCGAGAUACGCAAUGAGUUUAAAAGUCAAAGCAGAUCACAGCCUUUUACAAUCAAAGUAGAAAACACACGAGAUGGAUCUUCUCUCGCACAGAGUACACUCUACGUCACUGGAACAGACACAGACUUCAAUUCAAACAUAGACAAACAAAACACCACUAACAGCCCUCAAAAGAAGACACCAGCACCUCUCUCAAUAAUCGACGCGACAGAGAGUUUAAGAAACACCCUACCUUCAAAAAUUGACACCAAAUCGAACUCAAGAAACACACCGCGCUCAAUCAUCGAUCACACCGCGAGCUCAAAAAACACAUCUCCAUCAGCACUCGACGCCACAGGGAGCUCAACAAAGAACCCGAAACACGUUCCCAAACGCCAAACCUCCAAGACUACGCGCUCCACGUCCAGCGUGAGCAAAACUCUGAUCGCGAUAACCGUAGCCUUCCUGCUUCUCAACUCACCCAUCAACGUCUACAUCAUCGUGUACACGUAUGUGGCAGAGGAGAACCAGCCCCUGGCCUCCGCGCGCCUCCACCUGGGCUGGACACUGACCAACUGCCUGAUGUAUCUCAACCAGGCGCUCCACGUGUUCCUCUAUUGCCUGACCGGGCCAAGGUUCCGCCAAGAGUUGGCCG
Aplysia californica (California sea hare) is the source of this 2603-nucleotide messenger RNA. RefSeq lists its product as uncharacterized. Gene Ontology annotation, biological process: G protein-coupled receptor signaling pathway. Gene Ontology annotation, molecular function: G protein-coupled receptor activity. Gene Ontology annotation, cellular component: membrane. NCBI's taxonomy places the organism in Eukaryota, Metazoa, Mollusca, Gastropoda, Aplysiida, Aplysiidae. The record is from RefSeq and is a predicted model, not a curated record.